CCCGAAGUGGCCGUAGUGGAGGAGCCGGCGGCGGGGAAGGAGGCGUGCGCCGCGAUCCAGGGCUGCCUGGAGGCCAAGCCCUGCGCUGAGCGGACCUCGAGCCUUGGACUUGCUGCCUGCUGCCCGCGCUCAGUCUCUACCUGCAGCUCUGAGCCGCCCCCUCGGACCGCACAGGCGGAGAUCGCGCCAUGAGCCCGGGCGAGCGUGGCGGCGGCGGCGGCGACACGAGGAAGGGCGCCCCGGCGGACGGUAGCGACGGGGGUAGCUCAGCCACAGCAGCGUGGGCCUGGGCUGUGAGCGCGCUGUGCCUGCUGCUCUCCGUGGGCUCAGCGGCCGCCUGUCUGCUCCUGGGCGCCCAGGCGACCACGCUGCAGGGCCGGGUGGCGGCGCUGGAGGAGGAGCGGGAGCUGCUGAGACGAACGGGGUCCCCGGCCGCCCUGGCCGCCUGGGCCGAGCCGCACCUGGAGCGCCUGCUGCGCGAGAAGUUGGAGGGACUCGUCAAGCCCCGGACUGUUCGGGAAGCGCCAGCCGAAUGCGUCUGUUCCCAGGGGCCCCCCGGACGGCGAGGCAAGCCCGGAAGAAGAGGCGAUCCCGGUCCUCCAGGGCAAUCAGGACGAGAUGGCUACCCGGGGCCGCUGGGUCUGGAUGGAAAGCCAGGACUUCCGGGCCCCAAGGGGGAAAAGGGUGCACCAGGAGACUUUGGCCCCCGGGGAGACCGCGGGCAAGAUGGAGCUGCCGGGCCUCCAGGGCCUCCAGGGCCCCCUGGGCCACCUGGGGCUCGGGGCCCGCCCGGUGACACUGGGAAAGAUGGCCCCAGGGGAGCACCAGGCCCAGUGGGUCCCAAGGGAGAGGCUGGACGAGACGGCGAGCUGGGCCCAAAGGGACCUCCAGGGCCCAAGGGUGAGCCUGGUGUUCCUGGAAGGAAGGGGGAUGACGGGACGCCAAGCCCACCAGGGCUACCUGGACCUCCGGGGCCCAAGGGCGAACCAGGGAACGCGGGGCCGCCGGGAGAGAGCGGCGUGGAUGGGGCCCCGGGGCCGAAGGGGGAGCCAGGCCAGCGCGGAGCCGAGGGAGCCACAGGGCUGCGGGGUCCCCCGGGUUUCAAGGGCGAGCAAGGAGACACGGUGGUGAUUGACUACGACGGCAAGAUCUUGGAUGCCCUUAAGGGUCCCCCCGGGCCUCCAGGGCCACCAGGGAUCCCCGGAGCCAAGGGCGAGCUCGGAUUGCCAGGUGCCCCUGGAAUCGAUGGAGAGAAGGGUCCCAAAGGACAAAAAGGAGACUCAGGAGAGGUGGGGCCAGCCGGACCCAAAGGGGAAGCAGGCGAGAUGGGCCUGCCUGGCCUCCCGGGUGCCCACGGCCCCAAGGGGCAGAAGGGAGAGCCAGCAUCUGACAAGCUACCAGAGAGCCUGGCCCAGAUCAUAGUGGAGCCCGGACCACCUGGCCCCCCCGGCCCCCCAGGCCCUAUGGGCCUACAGGGAGCCCAGGGUCCGCAGGGUUUGGAUGGAGCCAAGGGAGAGAAGGGCGAGGCUGGGGAGAGAGGCCCCAGCGGCCUGCCUGGGCCAGCAGGCCCGCUGGGCCUUAUUGGGCUGCCAGGAACCAAAGGAGAAAAGGGCAGACCCGGGGAGCCCGGGGAGCCAGGACUGGAUGGUUUCCCUGGACCCCGAGGAGAGAAAGGCGACCGCAGCGAGCGUGGAGAGAAGGGGGAGCGAGGCAUCCCAGGCCGGAAAGGAGUGAAGGGCCAGAAGGGCGAGCCGGGGCCGCCAGGCCUGGACCAGCCAUGCCCUGUGGGCACUGACGGCCUGCCCAUCCCUGGCUGCUGGCAUCAGUGAUCCUCAGCACCCAGCUCGCAACCUGUACAGAUCCAUGUGGACAUUUCUAAUUUUUGUAAAAACGAAACAGUAAUAUAUUGAUCUUUCACGGGACGCACUGCCUGGGGCCUCCAACCUUUGAGCUUGUGCCUGGCCCUGCCCCAGAACCACCAGAGUGUGGCGCUGGCAGGCACGCAGAUGGGCCAGUCGGGGAACUGUGAGCUGGAGGGGCACCCACUGGCCUUUGGAAGGAGACAAAGGUGAAGGUGCCUGGCUCAGGUGAGGCUGCACAGAAGCAGGGUGGAGCCUUCCGUUGCCUGAUAGCAGACUCCAGCUGCCCGGCUGCCCUAUGAGAGCCUGCCCCCUGAAGCCCCAGAGCCUUGGGGACCUCCUGGGGCACGGAUGGCCCCUGCAGCUGCUCCUGGCCUCUCCAGCCAGAGCCAGCUGUCCAUCCUGCCAGGCCCUCCUGAACCCUGGGCUCACCAGGGCAGGGCAAGACUCCUGCCCCAGGCAGUUCUAGCUCUCCAAGUUCAGUAGGCCUCAGGAAGCCAGCACGGACAAGAAUACAUGUCUUCCGGCUGGGAGGACAGGCCGAGAACUGUGGUCACCACCCGUGGACUCAGCUGCAGGGAGCUCCGGGGGCCCCCAGCGUGGAGGAUGGAAAGACCCAGGCUGAACUGGCUGCCGCUUCCUGUCUGCCUCCCCCGCACCGACCCAGAGCAGGAGUGUGACGGGACUUUGCCAGCCUGGGGAGAUGGGCCUCCAGCUCAGAGUUUGGGUGUCACUGGCCCCAGUGAGAACUCGGGUCCUCUGGGUGCACUGUCAGAUGAAGAAACGGCAGGGUGGGGUCCCCCGGCGGCCCCAGCAGGGGGCCUGCAACCUGCACAUCUGCCCUCUUAGAAGAGGCUUCCCCACCUCUGACAAAGGUCCCCAGCCACCAGCUCUGGCCAGCCACUUGCCUCCCCUCUCUGUGUAGGUGGACACUGCUGUGUGUAAUAAACCAUGGACUGAC
Molecule: messenger RNA, 2820 nt
Organism: Artibeus jamaicensis (Jamaican fruit-eating bat)
Lineage: Eukaryota; Metazoa; Chordata; Mammalia; Chiroptera; Phyllostomidae
Gene: COL23A1
Product: collagen type XXIII alpha 1 chain
Exons: 29
Coding region: 189-1829 (546 amino acids)
Source: RefSeq, a predicted model, not a curated record